AGCCAAGAGUAAUAUUAGGUUUCACUAUCGGUGUUCAUCAUAUUGAUAUCAGAAAUAUCUACCUUGGUUGUCUCACUUUAAAUAACACGAACUCACGAUGGAAGUGUGGCUUCAUUCUCUUCUCUUCCUCAUCUCUUCAUCCGUGUGCACCGCGUACCGUUGGUCAGCCUCCAGUCCAGCCGACGGGACGACGUUCUACGCAUGCGUGGGGGACACGGCGACUUUCUCUUGGGACUAUUCAUUAGAAAAUAAUGAAGUGAUCUAUAGUCUGCAAUGGUACUUUGAAAGAUCAGGGAGAAACAGCGAAAUUAUUGCAACCAUCAUCGACCGCCAGUUUAUCGUGUCCUCGCCGACCAGACAAUAUCUCAAGUUUGUCUCCAGCGCAGGACUGCGACUUGACCUCGUGUCGCAGGAUGACUUCGGGAAGUACUACGUGCGACUGGACACAGUCCACAAUGAAACUCUUCACUCGGAGACACGAUGGGUCGCUCUGUUACCACCAGAGGCUCCCAACAUCAAGUAUCAGACGCUUACUGCCCGCAUACUGCCAACCGCCACACUGGUGGCAGGGACUUGGCAUGGACAACUUGCAUGUGGCUUCUUUUAUGCAGUCGGCACUGCCUUCACCGUGGUGUGGAAGUCGCCUUCAAAUAGAAUAUAUAACAGCAACAGUUACGAGGACGGAGAGUUCCUUCUGACUCUAAACAGUCCCGUGGAAGAGGGCACAUACACCUGUCACCUGCACAACAUUGACCACACGGCCAGGUGUCUGGAGAUCUCCUCCACACUGGAUUUUGGGGGAGAGGUAUAUGUCAAUGCUGAUGCUGUGCAAUACACCAUCUCGCAGACCAACUGUUCCCAGCCACAAAGACUCCAAGACAUGACAUCAGCUUGGGAAUUGCUCAUGAAUCAUAGUUCCAGUGGUACAAUCCGCCUCGUCAACGGUGACAGACCCUGGAAAGGCAGAGUUGAGGUUUUCCAGAACUUAAUCUGGGGAACCGUGUGCGAUGAUAACUUUACUGUGUCCGCCGCUGCUGUUGUCUGCAGAAUGCUGGGAAUUAAUGUAGUGACCCCAGCUGUACACGAAGCAUCGUUCUAUGGCCAGGGCUCGUUGCCGAUUCUACUUGACGAUGUGAUUUGCUCAGGGAAUGAAUCAAGCCUCUCUGAAUGCCGGCACAAUCCCGUCGGUGAAAAUGAUUGUAAUCACCAGGAAGAUGUUGGAGUUGACUGCAUCCCAAGUCUAACAAUGACCUAAAUAAUUAAAAAAAACACCGAGUGCCUUCGCUCUUCUGAUGGGUAGCGUUGCAGUGCGCAUGCCCAUUAUAUCAUUAUUCAAUGGAGUCGGAACACGAUGACCUAUUCACUAAUAUUCACAACUUUGGCGAAAUCCAAACAUUCAAUUAAUCUUGAUUUUCUGACAGAAACUAUCAGCUGCACUAAUUACUUUGAUGUUUUCUUCAGUGAGGUGUUCAUAAUUCUGCCAUUGUUGUCUUGAACACAUCAUAGAUAAAAAAAUAUAAAGGAUAUUCUUCUAGAGAAAAACUGAGUUAUGAAUAAAACAAAAUUGUAAAUUUAAGCUUGAUAUUUUUCUUGUACAUCUGACGUAUUUAAGCGAAACAUUUUAAGAACUUUGACAAAUGAAAGAAAACAAUUACACUUUUUUUCCGAAUAACUGUUUAUGCUGCUAUAUCUCCGAUAGUACUUGAUCUCUAAUAAAGUAAUUAAAUGAAU
Molecule: messenger RNA, 1731 nt
Organism: Pomacea canaliculata
Lineage: Eukaryota; Metazoa; Mollusca; Gastropoda; Architaenioglossa; Ampullariidae
Exons: 7
Coding region: 98-1255 (385 amino acids)
Cellular component (GO): membrane
Source: RefSeq, a predicted model, not a curated record